Closterium sp. Yama58-4 is the source of this 1524-nucleotide messenger RNA. The record is from the annotation of a GenBank genome assembly. NCBI's taxonomy places the organism in Eukaryota, Viridiplantae, Streptophyta, Zygnematophyceae, Desmidiales, Closteriaceae.
AUGGCGGCUUCACGAGAUCCUCAUGCAGAUGACGAUAACGAUAGCGACGAUGACAAUAUGGCGUACAGGAUUCUCGCUCCUCCUAGUUCCGCCGCUCCGCCAGUGAGCGACGCGUUACUCGCUGCUGUACCGCGCGAUAUCUUGACAGCUCCCAUCGACCCGUCGAAACGGAAUUUACAGUUUAAUCCGACUUACGACCAGCUGUGGACUCCUGUAGUGGGACCCGCGCAUCCUCAUAACGCGGACGGUCGCGCGUUAGGGUUGCGAAACCACCGGCUGGGAUCCGUCCAAGACGCAGCGGUGGACUCUUUUGUCUUUGAUGAACAGUACCACACGUUUCAGGCGUACGGCUACAGUGUUGACCCUGCAAGUGUAAACGGGACCGAGGUCGUGGGCAAAAAAGAGGAGCCCAAGGCGGAGCUGACCGAGGAGCAAAAAAAAUACGCCGAGGAGCAUGCCUUGAAGAAAGCCAAGAAGGAGAGGGGAGACAAGGAGGAGGUGGAAGAGAAGAGUACUUUCCACGGGAAGCAGGAGAAGGACUAUCAGGGGCGAUCGUGGAUUGCGCCUCCUAAAGACGUCCUUAAUCCCGUGCCGCCCACGCACUGCUAUAUUCCGAAGCGGUGGAUUCACACGUGGAGUGGGCACACCAAGGGUGUUAGUGCCAUCCGGUUCUUCCCCAAGUACGGCCAUCUGCUGCUGUCUGCUUCAAUGGACACCAAAAUCAAGAUCUGGGACGUGCCCAACACACAGAAGUGCAUGCGCACAUACAUGGGUCACUCCAAGGCCGUACGCGACAUCUGUUUUGCAAACGACGGGCUGAAAUUCGUCUCGUGCGCUUACGACCGUAACAUCAAGCUCUGGGACACCGAGACCGGGCAGGUCACGGGGACGUUUUCCACGGGUAAAAUACCCUACGUGGUGAAAUUACACCCGGACGACGACAAGCAGAACAUUCUGCUGGCGGGGAUGAGCGACAAAAAGAUCAUGCAGUGGGACACGCGGUCAGGGGAAAUUACCCAGGAAUAUGACCAGCAUUUGGGAGCGGUGAACACGAUUACGUUUCUGGAUGACAAUCGGCGGUUUGUAACGAGCAGCGACGACAAGUCCCUCCGCGUGUGGGAGUUUGGAAUCCCUGUGGUGGUCAAGUAUAUCAGUGAGCCGCACAUGCACUCCAUGCCGGCCAUAGCAGUGCAUCCCAACAAGGCAUGGGUGGCAGCUCAGUCUCUAGACAAUCAGAUCAUCGUGUAUGGUGCAAAGGAUCGCUUCCGGCUCAACAGGAAGAAGCGGUUCGCCGGCCACAUCAUUGCUGGAUACGCCUGCCAGGUCAACUUCUCUCCGGACGGCCGCUUUAUUAUGUCGGGCGACGGCGAGGGCAAGCUGUGGUUCUGGGACUGGAAGACGUGCAAGGUGUUCCGCACAGUCAAGUGCCACGACUCGGUGUGCAUCGGGUGUGAAUGGCACCCCUUGGAGACAAGCAAGGUGGCCACGUGCGGCUGGGAUGGGCUCAUCAAAUACUGGGAUUGA